AUGGCGAGCACCGAGGAUAAAGCGGUCAACAAGGAGGUGACGUCCAGCUGGAAGGACUCCUUCUACAACCCGAGGACCGGGGAGGUGAUGGGUCGUACAGCCAGCAGCUGGGCCCUCAUCCUGCUUUUCUACCUGGUCUUCUACUGUUUCUUGGCUGGCAUGUUCGCGCUGACCAUGUGGGUGAUGCUGCUCACUCUGGAUGACUACGUGCCGAAGUACCAAGACCGCGUCCCCUUUCCAGGUUUGGUGGUUCAACCAAAUUCACUGGAUAUGUCAUUCAACAAAUCUGACCCGCCAAAGUAUGCAGAGUAUGUCAAGACUCUGGACACCUUCCUGCGAAGCUAUAAUGAUUCCGAGCAGGAGAAGAACGAGGACUGCACCCGAGGAGACUAUUUUCUGCAGGACGACACCGAAAACAUGUCAAAGAAAGCUUGCCGCUUCAAGAGGGGCUUCCUGAGUCUGUGCUCCGGCCUCUCCGACACCAGCUUUGGAUAUUCUGAAGGGAAACCCUGCGUGCUGCUGAAAUUGAACAGGAUCAUUGGCCUGAAGCCUCGUGGGGAUCCCUACAUCAACUGCACAGUAAAAAAAGAAAACCCUGUUCAAAUGCAGUAUUUCCCCAGUGAGGGGCGCAUUGACAAGAUGUAUUUCCCCUACUAUGGCAAGAAAGCCCAUGAGACUUACGUGCAGCCCCUGGUGGCUGUGAAGCUGCUGCUCACCAAGGAGGACUACAACAAAGAGCUGCCGGUGGAGUGCAGGGUGGAGGGCUCUGACCUCCGCAACAACGACGAGAGGGAUAAGUUCCUGGGUCGCGUCACCUUCCGGAUCAAGGUGGUGGAGUAAUGGAGAAGCAGAAACCCGAUGCAGAGGCUGCCCACGUUUGCUAAGGAUUUAAGUUUGAAAAAUAAAAAUAACAAAAAGGAAGGAAGGUUCAAAUACGUCACAAAGACGCCAUUUAGGGAUGUGGCCCAACAGUUUGAUGUAGAAGAUACAGAUAUUGAAUGUUGCUUUGCUGACAUUCUGACCCUUCUUUCCUUCAUGAUCUCCUCAAAGGUCAAAGACACAGGCUCUGCUCCUGACCCCAUCCAUCCAUCAUUCACCUGUUGCACUGUUCAUUCUUCACUCGCUUUAUUAUUUUUAGUAUUGAUGUGAUUAGAUAACUUAUAGCCAUUGCAACCAAGCUAUUUGGAGCCGUUGUGUAAUUUCUGAUACAACAUAUAUUUUUUUUUUAAUGUUUUUUUUUAGAUCUUUCUGCUGUCAGGAAGAGAGUGUUGUUCUCAUCUCUCCAAACUGUAUGAACGACUGCAGUGUCACUGGUGUUGAGAGGAUUUUUAUCUUGCUGUAUAGUGUAAUUGAGAAAAUAGAAGAUCUCCAGAGUAUUUCACAUCAUCACAUCACAAAGACGUCAUAGGAAACGUACCUUGAUAAUCAAGUAUAGCCACUGUAUCCCUGUAUAUGAAAUGCCAAUUACAAAGUCCCUUUCUACAUAUAAAUACAUUGUGAUCCUUACCAUAUUUAGGGAGUUAUAGAUAGAUCUUCGUGUUGUGGCCCGCGUAGCCACGACCCAGUCUUGUGCUGUCUGUCCGUCUGUCUGCAUGUCCGUCUGUCUGUCUGCCCGUCUUCCUGUUUACUCACCUCUCCACUGCAAUAGCCAACAUGUGGGUGAGCCCUCGACGAUAAGUCGUCUCGCUCCACCUCGCCGGGUGCUGCGUGGUGAUGGUGGCUGAGGCGACACACACACACACAAACACACACACACACACACACACGAAGGUACAGUGUAAAAAAGAACUUGCUUUUAAGGCGGAGAGGAAAGUUCACUGUAACUAUGUACUGUAUAUCUUUACGUGAUCUGUAUAUCUAUCUGGGUCUCAAAGAUUGUUUGUUAGUUUCUCUCUUCUUCAGCCUGUUGAUCUGAUUGUCUGCCAAUCUAUUACUCUUCAAUGUAUAUAUAUACACAUACUAUCUACCAUAUUUACUUAAUUCACACUGUAUUUUUGUCACAAAACACAAUGUCUGUGCACUGUAAAGAAAUAAUUUAAGCAAAGAUUUACAGGAAAUUAUCUUAUUCAAAGCUAUGUUUACACAGUCUUAAAAGGAACCCGCAUUUGAAAGACCAACUUGUGACAUCUCUUCAGGGUGCCUUAAGACCUGAUGAUAUAAAUUGUGGAAUAAAAGUGAUUUUGAAGAAAAAA
This is a messenger RNA of Cottoperca gobio, 2192 nucleotides long. It is a transcript of the gene atp1b3a, whose product is annotated as ATPase Na+/K+ transporting subunit beta 3a. Gene Ontology annotation, cellular component: sodium:potassium-exchanging ATPase complex. Gene Ontology annotation, biological process: potassium ion import across plasma membrane; sodium ion export across plasma membrane; intracellular sodium ion homeostasis. The record is from RefSeq and is a predicted model, not a curated record. The coding region runs from base 1 to 840 and encodes 279 amino acids. The transcript is spliced from 7 exons. Gene Ontology annotation, molecular function: ATPase activator activity. NCBI's taxonomy places the organism in Eukaryota, Metazoa, Chordata, Actinopteri, Perciformes, Bovichtidae.